Capsella rubella is the source of this 1203-nucleotide messenger RNA. RefSeq lists its product as uncharacterized. The record is from RefSeq and is a predicted model, not a curated record. Lineage: Eukaryota; Viridiplantae; Streptophyta; Magnoliopsida; Brassicales; Brassicaceae.
AUGACGGCGGAGAAGAAGAUACCGACCCUACAAGAAGUUGUUUCCGGUGACCUGAACUAUGAACAAUGGGCUACAAUCGUGAAAGCUACUCUAGCUGAAAAAGGACUUUGGGAUGUUGUUGAACAUGGAAUCCCGCCCAACCCAUUGAAUAUUCCAGAGCUAGCGAUGAAGAUUCAACCCGAAGAUCUUUCAAGAUGGAGAGAUUUUGCUGGAAAAGACACAAAAGCGCUACAGGUUUUGCAAUCUUCUCUCCCAGAUUCGGUUUUCAGAUUGACACUUGCGACUGCUUCAGCCAAACAUCUUUGGGAUUUGUUGAAAGAAGCUAACGUACAAGCCGAGUUAGGGAAUGAGGCAAUACCUGAGUAUCAAAUGUUAGCUUUCAAUGUUGCUCCUGUGACAUUUGAUAAGGAUAUAUUCAUCACGGGACAUUCUAUCAUGUCUGAAGGAAUAGGAGAUGUCAGGAUCAUUACCAAAGAAGGGAAGAAGAAGACGUUCAAGAAUGUGCUUUUUGUUCCCAAGAUCGACAGAAACGUGUUGAGUGUUGCCGAGAAAGGGCUUUGGGAUGUCGUUGAGAAUGGAGUCCCGCCUGAUCCAUCAAAGAAUCCAGAGUCAGCCUCGUAUCUUCAUGUGGAGGAGCUUCGCAGAUGGAGAGAGCUCGUGAGAAAGGACACGGAAGCACUCCAAAUAUUGCAGUCUGCUCUCCCAGAGUCUAUUUUCAGAAAGACUCUAACGGCAGCUUCGGCCAAGGAUCUUUGGUGUAUGGUGGAACCUUUACCUGAUCAUCACUUGUUUGCGUUUCAUCCUUGUGAUAUGACAGUUGAUGAGGAUAUGUGGAUGAUAUACUCAAAUGCCACGAAUCAUAUGACUCCAUAUGACAAGUAUUUCACCACUUUGGACACAAGUUACCGAGCAAGGGUUAGAUUCUUGUUUGGACAGACUGCCAUGGCUGAAGGAAUGGGAGAUGUGAGCAUCAUGACUAAAGAUGGGAUCGAGAUGACGAUCAAGAAUGUGCUUUACGUUCCAGGGAUGAUGGGGAGCGCGUUGAGUGUUGCUCAGAUGGAGAGGAGUGGUUACGGAGUUGCAAUGGAGAAAGAAACUAGAUGCACUAUAUGGGAUAAGACGACUGGCAAGACUUUUGGUGAAACCAUGUGGCAAUAUGGAGGUUUCUUCCUGCGUUUGAAGGUGAUUGAAGGUAACCUUUAG